UUGUCCAGCACGAAUCGUCAGUUCCUGAGGAUUGGAUGCAUCAAAGUUGUGCAACACGUUCACUUCUAGUGGAUUAACCCAUCGGCUGGGAUCAGCAGACACUGCGAAAAGAAUUAAACUAACACCAUCAUUUUGACAGCUGCGUUGUUUGGCGAAAGAGGUAAAAGGGAAUUCCAACCAACCCUUGGUUCAGCGGCGGCAUUUGCAUGUGGUACCGGAGGAUUGCAAGCCGGUUUUGGUGGCAUCCGGCGAGUGGUUGUUAGGUUAUGCCUCUCUCGAUGUGUUAGCACACACCAUUCCCGCGAAGAUGCCGUCGUCUCCCAAGCGUAGGAAGGAACGCGAGCGGCCUCGACGCCGUAAACGCUCCAGAGACCGCGGCGAAAGGGAGCGAUCCGUUGGGCGUGAUCCGCAACGUAUACGUUCAUCCGAGCGGGAAAGGGAUCGAGAGCGGGACCGCAGCAGGCGGAAGUCCAGAUCCAGAUCGAGAUCGCGUUCGAGAUCGAGGUCAUACGAGCGCAACCUCGACAAGCCGAUGCCAUCAACGUCCUCCCGACGUGCUGCACAAAUGAAGCCGAUGAUUUCAGAAUCAGAGCUGGAAGGCAAAACGCCGGAGGAGCAAGAGAUGCUAAAGACCAUGGGCUUCUGUGGGUUCGACACUACGAAAGGAAAGAAGGUGGAAGGUAAUGACGUAGGCGAAGUGCAUGUUAUAUUGAAACGCAAGUACCGGCAGUAUAUGAAUCGCAAGGGAGGCUUCAAUCGCCCGUUGGAUUUCGUUGCGUAACACAAACUGCCUCAGCGAUUCGGCGAUGUUCUGUUCAUUACUAUUGCACCUGCAUCAUUAUUGUCAGCGAUGGUUUCUGGCCACCUAACGACAGCCGUAAGCUACCAAAUUCCGCUGAAAUUGCCAGACAAAGUAAACAUCCGUGCGCUUCGACUAGUGAUCGACGAUCGGACCUUUCGUCCUACUGGCGAAGGGUCUGCUAAAUGUAUCGAUCAACGUUCAGGUCGUUGAUUUUUUCCUUUUACUUCUAACCCAUCACAACUUGUUAGCAACCGCCUACAGCGCGGAUUCCUUUAUCAUUUCAUCAUUACAGUUAACAGAUUCUUUUUUCGCAUCAUUUCAAUUAUAAUUUUUUACGCCAUGACGGUAUAUUUAAAUGUUUCCACAAACAGCCUUGCGUGCCUACUUGUGCCCUUGUGCACAACCUGGUUUUUGGAUACGUGCCACACAUAGCCAAACAAUAGUCAACCAACUGAUCACCUCUCACACACCUGCAAACACUAACCACAACAGUAACUGCCACGGGUUCCACAAUACAACAAUAGCUAUUUUUUCAUAUACACCAAAUCAAAAUUUACCACACACAACCAACAAACACAAUGCAAUAGCCAAAACGCGACACUGUGUCGCUUGUGGAUGCGAGAUACAACAUUUGCGGUUUAGGAAAAGCAUUCCAUUUCCGAAUGCUGAUGUGCGUCAGUAACUUGGGUGCCUUCUGUAGCUAACAAUGGGUUGACCAUUUCAUACCUGGUUUCGUUCAGACUUUAUUAAUGUUGAACCAAUUCGGCAUCACUAUUGAAUAUUUGAAAUAGCAAGUAUAAGACCCAACUUUUAAUGUCCAGCUUCUAUUUAUGUACCGCAUAUAUUGACGGUAUACAUGAAGUAUUUUACUAUCCCAAAUUACCUAUUCUGGCAAAUACUUACCUGUUGCUUUGCCAUACCAAGUUUCGGCCGUACAUCGCUUAAGCAUCGGAAAAAGCCACAGAAUACGUCACCCGACGUUCGUUGUAUCUUGCGCCACGUGCGAUUACGGGUCGCGUCCUCAAUAUACCUCAACAAACCACACGAAACAAUAGAUACAAAUAUCAGCAAAUUUAAAUAUACCUCAUAUUUUUAGCAAGUAAGAACUGUAGAUUUACUGUACGUGUAUCUCUCGACUGUGGUGCGGUAGAAAUCGCCCAACUGUUCCGUUUCAUUUCUGUUUUCUUUUUCCCACAAUUCUGUAAAACCGAAGUAACUAAUCACUUGUCUGUAAAACGGUUCAAUAAAUCAUAAGCAAGCGAAUUAUUAAAGAAUGAAAUAAAUGAAGAUAUAA
Anopheles bellator is the source of this 2096-nucleotide messenger RNA. It is a transcript of the gene ytr, whose product is annotated as U4/U6.U5 small nuclear ribonucleoprotein 27 kDa protein. Gene Ontology annotation, cellular component: precatalytic spliceosome. The transcript has 5 exons. Gene Ontology annotation, biological process: RNA splicing. The coding region runs from base 308 to 781 and encodes 157 amino acids. The record is from RefSeq and is a predicted model, not a curated record. NCBI's taxonomy places the organism in Eukaryota, Metazoa, Arthropoda, Insecta, Diptera, Culicidae.